AUGAAUCAAAGCAAAAUCAGGGCACAAAACUCAUUUACUGAGGCAAGAACUUUAGUAAAAUCAAGUAAAAUACAGCCGCAUUCACCACUCGACAACAAUCAAUCCUACGGAAAGAAGUCAAACCAACAGGCAUCAAGUGAACUUCCUUGCUUUAGAUUAUCUGAAAAGCUAUUGGCCCCUUCUAGUGAGUCAUUGGAUGCUAGAAUGGAUAUGACUUGUGAGGAGUGGUCGGCUGUGACUUGUGAGGAGCUGCUGCUGAGUUCAGCGAUCAGCUAUGCCGAUGGGUGUGGGUGUCUGUUUCACUGUGAGUGA
Molecule: messenger RNA, 312 nt
Organism: Ilex paraguariensis (yerba mate)
Lineage: Eukaryota; Viridiplantae; Streptophyta; Magnoliopsida; Aquifoliales; Aquifoliaceae
Source: the annotation of a GenBank genome assembly